GGCGGCGGUCACGUGAUCCGGGCGGCCCGGAAAGAUCCGAGGAGGAGCUCCGCCGCCGCCAUUUUCCUGCGGCGCCCAGCGUGUGUCCCCCUGUACCCGGGCGAGCGGAAGGCGCGAGGGGGAGGGGACGGCGGCUGGGGGAGGGGGGUGGGAGGAGGAGGGGUCCCUGCUCGGGUGACAGGUCCGUCCCUGAGGGCGGAGCGGGGGCCGCCUGCGGCACGGCGGGGUGAGGGAGCCGUGCGAGCUCCAUCCCCCGGCUAGUCCUCCCGUCCCGUCCCGGCCCCUGAGGAGGCAGCGGAGCCGCACUCGCUGCUAGCGCCGCCAGCGCCCGCCAUGUCCGGCCAAAGCCUCACCGACCGCAUCACGGCAGCGCAGCACAGCGUGACCGGCUCGGCUGUCUCGAAAACCGUCUGCAAGGCCACGACCCACGAGGUCAUGGGGCCCAAGAAGAAGCACCUGGACUAUUUAAUCCAGUGCACAAAUGAGAUGAAUGUGAACAUCCCACAACUGGCAGACAGUUUGUUUGAAAGAACUACCAACAGUAGCUGGGUAGUGGUCUUCAAAUCUCUCAUCACAACCCAUCAUCUAAUGGUGUAUGGAAAUGAGCGUUUUAUCCAGUAUCUGGCGUCCAGAAACACGUUGUUUAAUUUGAGCAAUUUCCUAGACAAAAGUGGAUUGCAAGGGUAUGACAUGUCAACAUUUAUCAGGCGGUAUAGCAGGUAUCUGAAUGAAAAGGCAGUUUCCUAUAGACAGGUGGCUUUUGACUUCACAAAAGUAAAAAGAGGGGCUGAUGGAGUGAUGAGAACAAUGAGCACAGAAAAACUCCUAAAAACUGUACCAAUUAUACAAAAUCAAAUGGAUGCACUUCUGGAUUUCAAUGUCAAUAGCAAUGAACUUACAAAUGGUGUAAUUAAUGCUGCCUUCAUGCUGCUCUUCAAAGAUGCCAUCAGACUGUUUGCAGCUUAUAAUGAAGGAAUUAUUAACCUGUUGGAAAAAUACUUUGAUAUGAAAAAGAACCAGUGCAAAGAAGGCCUUGAUAUAUAUAAAAAGUUCCUCACUAGAAUGACACGGAUCUCAGAGUUCCUCAAAGUUGCAGAGCAAGUCGGAAUUGACAGAGGAGACAUACCAGAUCUUUCCCAGGCACCGAGUAGCCUUCUGGAUGCUCUGGAACAACAUUUAGCUUCUCUUGAAGGAAAGAAAAUCAAAGAUUCCACAGCUGCAAGCAGGGCUACCACCCUUUCCAAUGCAGUCUCUUCCCUUGCAAGCACCGGCCUGUCCCUUACAAAAGUUGAUGAAAGGGAAAAACAAGCUGCGUUAGAGGAAGAGCAGGCUCGUUUAAAAGCUUUAAAGGAACAACGUCUAAAAGAACUUGCAAAGAAACCUCAUACCUCGUUAACAACUGCAGCUUCUCCUGUGUCAACUGCAGCAGGAAGCAUAAUGACUACACCAGCCAUUGAUAUUUUUUCUACUCCAAGCUCCUCAAACAGCACAUCAAAGCUGCCAAAUGAUCUGCUUGAUUUGCAGCCAACUUUUCAUCCAUCUGUGCAUCCUAUAUCUGCUGCUCCACAAGUAGGAAGUACCUGGGGAGAUCCUUUUUCUGCUACUGUUGAUAGUGUUGAUGAUGCCAUUCCAAACCUAAAUCCUUUCCUUACAAAAACUAACGAUGCUGCUCAUCUGUCUGUGUCUUCUGAUGUAUCCACUUUCACCAGUAGGACACCCACACAUGAAAUGUUUGUUGAUCAUUACAAUCCAUUUACUGAACUAAAUCCCUUUGUGGCAACCAAUUAUGAAUCCACUGUUGGGCUCUAUCGUUAUACUUCAGAUUCUUUUUGUGGUCCUCAAGCUUACCCUAAUGCUUCUCAUUUCUGCAAUGAGCCUUCUUCUGUAGCUGGUCUAUUUGGAGGGUUCACUCCUUCUCCUGUUGCUCAACCGCAGCCAUCAGCUGGCCUUAAUGUUGACUUUGAGUCUGUGUUUGGAAACAAGUCUUCUAAUGUUGUUCUAGAUUCUGGUGGUUUUGAUGAAUUAGGUGGUCUCCUAAAACCAACAGUGGCCUCCCAAAACCAGAGUCUUCCAGUUGCCAAAGUACCACCUAACAAAUUAGUGUCAGAUGAUCUGGAUUCAUCUUUAGCCAAUCUUGUAGGCAAUUUGGGCAUUGGAAAUGGAACUACUAAAAAUGAUGUAAAUUGGACUCAGCCAGGUGAAAAGAAACUAACAGGUGGUUCCAACUGGCAACCCAAAAUUGCACCUACCACUGCAUGGAAUGCGCCAACAUUGAAUGGCAUGCAUUUUCCACAAUACGCACCACCUGUAAUGGCAUACCCUGCUACAACCCCAACAGGAAUGAUGGGCUAUGGGAUGCCAUCACAGAUGGGAGGUAUACCAGUAAUGACACAGCCAACUUUAAUAUACAGUCAGCCAGUCAUGAGACCACCAAACCCUUUUGGCCCUGUACCAGGAGCACAGCUGUCUGCAGCAUCCAGCCCUUCCAGUCAGAGUCCUCACAGAGCCUCAGGAAAGGAUCCCUUUGCAGAGCUCUCUCUCCAGGAUUUCUUGUAGAACAACUUAGAUUCAGUUUAUGUAACUGUUAGAUGGAAGAGAAAGGAACAGUUCCAAAAAGAUGUGCUCACCAGUAAACCCUACUUCCAGGAAAAAAUGAACUUCAGUCUUUCAAACUCUCCUCUUCCAUUAAAUGAUGCAGUAAAAUGAUGAAGACCAAUGAAGGAACCUGGGACAAUUCCAUAGGGAAGCAUCAGUACACAGUAUGAAGCCAAGAAUUGCCAUGAAUUAAGACUAAGAUCUGUUUUUUGGCCUGGUGACUAAUACAUCAGUACUUUCAGCUUCUAAUAAUAUCCAUAAUCAGUAACAUAUAAAGAGAAGCCUUUAUUCUGGAAAUUAAGAUUGGUAUUUGGAAAUGCUUUCUGGAAUGGAGAUGUCCUUUACCGUAACUUAAAAUAAGACUUUGGGGAGGGGAGGGUCAAAUCCUAACUCUUAAUUCUGCAGUUACCUUUUCUUCAGUCCUCACAAAUGUAGGCACAGCAGUAACGGAAAUUAACUUUUUUUUAAAAUUAUAUAUUCAGUUUGCAGUAGACAUUCCUUAUGUAUUAUUGUUUGUAUUUAUUUAUGAUUAUCAAUUUAACAUUAAUAUUGUAUCAAAAAACCUCCUUAUGAAAAUGAGUAUGGAUGUAUACAGUAUGUCUGAUUUUUAUCCACAAAGAAUGAAUCUGAUUCAGAAUGCUUUUCAGCUGACAUACAGAGCACUAAAUAUUUUAAAGGUCUGAAUCUAAUGAAUUCUCAGUAUAUAUGGGAAUUAGGGAAGAGCUGUAAAAUGCAUUAAUCCUUAUAGUCAAUUCUGUGCCUAGGAUUUUGCAAGGGAACAGUUAACUGACUAGAAGAAGCACUACAUUUUUAAUUCAGCAUCAGUGCAUUGGGAAGGAACUUUAUUGCUUUGUGCUUGGCAUGUCAUUAUUUUUACAUUUGACAUUAUAAGGCCUUUCCAAAAUGAAUGUGAGGGAUUGCUUUCACUUUAAGACUUUCCUUCUUUACUGUAAAAAUUGAGGUAUUAUGUGGGGGGGAGGGGGGAGCCUUUUCAUUUGGCUAGUGCCAUGUUUAUGAUCAUGUACCUUUUAAAAGUAAAAAAGGGGAAGUAGCUUCCUUACAUAUGUCUAGUGGGAAUCUAGUUAAUGAAUUAAAGUAGCACUGUUGAUCGGUGCUUUGUGUAAAUACAUCAUAACUUUUGGGUGGAGAGGGGUCUUCAGAAGGAUAGUCAGUAAUAUGAAAGCAAUUCUGUACAUGAAUUAAGCAUACUUGCUGCAUUGUCUCUGCAGAUUCUAUUUUUGUUUAAAAUAUUAAAAUGUAUGUUAGCAAAAAUGGGUGGAUUUUCAAAUAAAAUGCAGCUUCCACAGAACUUUUGUUACGGUAUGAAAGUCUAAGGUGCUUCUUUUCUUUUUGCUGCUUAAAAUGUGCACUGAUUGCUUUGUUUACUUAAUAAAAUACCAAAUGUAUUUCA
This is a messenger RNA of Dromaius novaehollandiae (emu), 4006 nucleotides long. It is a transcript of the gene PICALM, whose product is annotated as phosphatidylinositol binding clathrin assembly protein. Gene Ontology annotation, biological process: clathrin-dependent endocytosis; synaptic vesicle budding from presynaptic endocytic zone membrane; clathrin coat assembly. The coding region runs from base 334 to 2556 and encodes 740 amino acids. Gene Ontology annotation, molecular function: clathrin heavy chain binding; SNARE binding; 1-phosphatidylinositol binding. Gene Ontology annotation, cellular component: synaptic vesicle; clathrin-coated pit; clathrin-coated vesicle. The record is from RefSeq and is a predicted model, not a curated record. The transcript is spliced from 24 exons. NCBI's taxonomy places the organism in Eukaryota, Metazoa, Chordata, Aves, Casuariiformes, Dromaiidae.